AAGUCCUUCUUGACUUCACACCUGCCGAUAUCAUAUUCAAACACACAGCCGCCGUGCUGAGGAGAGGCCGUUAACUUUUGAAUCCAGUUUGAGAAAAGACAGCACCAUGGCAGCUACUCUCUGUCAGGUUACGGGCUUCCUUCUGAGUUUGUUAGGGUUGGCGGGAUUAAUUGCCGCGACGGGGAUGGACCAGUGGGCAACGGAAGACCUCUUUGACAACCCUGUGACGGCCGUGUUCUCGUAUUCGGGCCUGUGGAACUCAUGUGUCCGGCAGAGCUCCGGCUUCACAGAGUGCCGACCAUAUUUCACCAUUCUGGGACUGCCAGCUCUGCUCCAAGCCGUCCGGGCCUUGAUGAUUGUUGGUAUUGUUCUCGGAGCCAUCGGCUGUCUGAUUGCCAUAUUUGCUCUGAAGUGCUUGAAAAUGGGGAACAUGGAGGACAACAUCAAAGCCACAAUGACUCUGUCAGCCGGGAUCAUGCUUCUUCUUGCAGGUGUCUGUGGCAUUGCUGGGGUGUCGGCCUUUGCUAACUUGAUCGUGCAAAGUUUUCGGUUCACAACAUAUGCUGAUGGUGGGUUCAGUAUGUAUGGAGGAGGGGGUAUUGGUGGACUCACAGGAUCUCUGACUCCAAGGUACACUUUUGGCCCCGCUCUUUUCGUGGGCUGGAUCGGCGCAGCUAUCUUGGUCAUUGGAGGCAUCAUGAUGUGUCUGGCCUGCCGUGGAAUGACUGCAGACAGAAAACAACGGUACGAUGGGAUGGCCUACAAAGCCGCCUCUCAACACACUACCUACAAGGCUGACACCAGACCCCGUCCCGCCUACAAUGACUCCUACAAAGCCCAGAGUAUGGAGGGGAGGCAGUCGAACCAGAGAUUUGACUACGUGUAGAAUCAUUUCACUCUUAUACAUACCUCUCUUUUAUAUUCUGCUGCUGUGAUGAUCCAGUUUUCACUUGUUUUUUGCCUGCAUUUAUGGGAAGAGUGGUUAUUGUUUUAUUUCUCUCUACUUUAAUUUGGCAGAAGUCCUUAACAUUUAAAGUAUUUUUUUAUUAUUUUUUAAUAACAUCAUAUAAUCCUAAUUUUCAUAUGCUGUUUCGUCAUUUGUAUUGUGUCUUUUUUUUGUUUUUGUGUCAAAUAAAAAAAGUGUGAUUCUCA
Siniperca chuatsi (mandarin fish) is the source of this 1152-nucleotide messenger RNA. RefSeq names its product claudin-18-like. Gene Ontology annotation, molecular function: structural molecule activity. Lineage: Eukaryota; Metazoa; Chordata; Actinopteri; Centrarchiformes; Sinipercidae. Bases 107 to 886 code for a protein of 259 amino acids. Gene Ontology annotation, cellular component: plasma membrane; bicellular tight junction. The transcript has 5 exons. The record is from RefSeq and is a predicted model, not a curated record. Gene Ontology annotation, biological process: cell adhesion; bicellular tight junction assembly.